This is a messenger RNA of Tauraco erythrolophus (red-crested turaco), 972 nucleotides long. It is a transcript of the gene P2RY10, whose product is annotated as P2Y receptor family member 10. Lineage: Eukaryota; Metazoa; Chordata; Aves; Musophagiformes; Musophagidae. Gene Ontology annotation, cellular component: plasma membrane. The record is from RefSeq and is a predicted model, not a curated record. Gene Ontology annotation, molecular function: G protein-coupled receptor activity. Gene Ontology annotation, biological process: positive regulation of Rho protein signal transduction; phospholipase C-activating G protein-coupled receptor signaling pathway.
AUGAUGCUGAGCAACCAGACCUGCUCCAGUCACAACGUGACGUUCAAAAACAGCCUCUACGCCGCCACUUACACCAUCAUCUUCAUCCCCGGCCUCCUGGCCAACAGCGCUGCCCUCUGGGUCUUGUGCCGCUUCAUCAGCAAGAACAACAAAGCCAUCAUCUUCAUGAUCAACCUGGCCGUGGCCGACCUGGCCCACGUCCUCUCGCUGCCACUGCGAAUAUACUAUUAUAUUAACUCCACGUGGCCUUUUGGGAGAUUCCUUUGCUUACUGUGUUUCUACCUGAAGUACCUCAACAUGUACGCCAGCAUUUGCUUCCUCACCUGCAUCAGCAUCCAGAGGUAUUUCUUCCUCUAUCAGCCCUUCAAAGCCAAGGACUGGAAGCGGCGGUACGACGUGGCCAUCAGCGCUGCGGUGUGGUUCGUCGUGGGGGUGGCCUGCUUGCCCUUCCCCAUCAUGCGGAGCUACGGCCUGGCCAAAAACACCAACACCUGCUUCGCAGACCUCCAAGUCCGGCAGAUUGACAGCAAGGUGGCCACCGUGCUGAUGACAGGCACGGCGGAGCUCUUCGGGUUCGUCGUCCCGCUCGUCAUCAUUUUAUUCUGUACUUGGAAAACAAAAGACUCUCUUCGGGGCUUCCAGAUACCGCAAAACAGCGGCGAGAGGCGGAAGGCUUUACGGAUGGUUUCCAUGUGCGCCGUUGUGUUCUGCGUGUGUUUUGCACCCUACCACAUCAACUUCUUUUUCUACAUGUUGGUGAAAGAAAACGUCAUUACGGACUGCUUCCUGAGUACCAUCACGCUCUACGUCCAACCCUUCUGCUUAAGUCUUGCGAGUCUGGACUGCUGCUUGGAUCCCAUCCUGUAUUUCUUCAUGACUUCAGAGUUUCAGGACCAGAUAUCAAGGCACAGCAGCAUGGUCAUCAGGAGUCGGCUCAUGAGCAAAGAGAGCGGCUCGUCAAUUAAGGAAUGA